Messenger RNA from Lobosporangium transversale, 492 nucleotides. Its product is annotated as calcineurin subunit B. Gene Ontology annotation, molecular function: calcium ion binding; calcium-dependent protein serine/threonine phosphatase regulator activity. The coding region runs from base 1 to 492 and encodes 163 amino acids. Lineage: Eukaryota; Fungi; Mortierellomycota; Mortierellomycetes; Mortierellales; Mortierellaceae. The transcript has 3 exons. The record is from RefSeq and is a predicted model, not a curated record.
AUGGUUAGGGACUCGAACUUUACGGCAGAGGAGAUCCAACGUUUGUAUAAGCGCUUUAUGAAACUAGACAAGGAUGGGUCAGGAUCUAUUGAUAAGGAAGAGUUUUUGGCGAUUCCUCAGAUUGCGACCAAUCCUCUUGCCUCACGUUUGAUCGCUAUCAUGGAUGAGGACGGUGGCGGCGAUGUUGAUUUUAAAGAGUUUAUUGCUGGAUUGAGUGCCUUUAGCAGUCGAGGCAACAAGAUCGAGAAAUUGCGGUUUGCAUUCAAGGUUUAUGACAUGGACAGAGAUGGAUUCAUUUCGAACGGUGAGCUCUUUCUAGUCCUCAAGAUGAUGGUCGGAACUAAUCUUCAAGAUAACCAACUACAGCAAAUUGUGGACAAGACCAUCAUGGAGGCGGACAAAGACAUGGAUGGCAAGAUUUCCUUUGAGGAGUUUUGUGGCGCUGUGGAGAACACUGACAUUGCUAAUCAGAUGACUCUAGAGAGUUUCUAA